AUGACGGCCUUCCCCAGGGCUGCUUGUGAAUUUCUACCACAUGGCAUUUCAGACCACUCACCAAUGGUGGUUAAGUUUGGUCCACAAUCACCAAAGAAAAACCUUCCCUUUAGGUUCUUUAAUUUUUGGACACUCAAUGAGAAGUUUCUGGACAUUGUUCAACAAGGAUGGAGUAUGCAUUUUCGAGGCACAAAAAUGUUCUCAGUGGUGCAAAGGCUGAGAGCUUUGAAAGGUCCCCUAAAAGCACUUAAUAGAAAAGAAUUUGGAGCUAUCUCUAGAAAAGUGGCUACUUGCAAAGAGGAGUUGGAACAAUGCCAAAGAAGCCUUGAUCUUAAUCCUAUUGAUGAUUUACUUAGAGUCAAUGAAAGGGACCUAGCAAACAAAUACUCAGAAUUGUGUUUGGCUGAGGAAAUGUUUUACAAACAGAAGGCUCAAGUUCAUUGGUUGAAAGUGGGGGAUCAAAACACAGCUUACUUCAUGAAAGCUUUCUCUUCCAAAUCUAACAAGAGGAAAAUUAUUGCAAUUGAGGAUCUAAAUGGGUCUUCAAUACAAGGUCAGGAGCUACAAAAUGAAUUUUUAAGGCACUUUCAAGGAUUGCUUGGGCAAAGUUACAGCCAGUAUCCAGGUAUGAAUACCUUCACUGACCUAUUCACCAAAAGGGUUCCAUCUCACUUCUUAUCCCAGCUCAUUGCAAUUCCAUCUGACCUGGAUAUCAAGAAUUGCAUUCUAUCAUUUCACCUUUACAAAGCCCUGGGCCAAAUGGCUUCAAUUAUUGCUUCUUCAAGCACGCUUGGCCUAUUAUUGGACUUGAUGUGA
Messenger RNA from Cornus florida, 816 nucleotides. RefSeq lists its product as uncharacterized. The transcript has a single exon. The record is from RefSeq and is a predicted model, not a curated record. Bases 1 to 816 code for a protein of 271 amino acids. NCBI's taxonomy places the organism in Eukaryota, Viridiplantae, Streptophyta, Magnoliopsida, Cornales, Cornaceae.